Messenger RNA from Bursaphelenchus xylophilus (pine wood nematode), 660 nucleotides. The record is from the annotation of a GenBank genome assembly. NCBI's taxonomy places the organism in Eukaryota, Metazoa, Nematoda, Chromadorea, Rhabditida, Aphelenchoididae.
AUGCUGGGGAUCAUGUUGAAGUUGUCGCAUGUCGACGAAACCGUCUAUUUCCUCAAUUCCAACGUGUUCUUCCUCUACCUGCUGCCUCCGAUCAUCUUCGACGCGGGCUAUUUUAUGCCCAACCGGCUGUUGUUCGAGAACUUUGGCUCGGUGAUGAUGUUCGCGGUGGUGGGGACCAUCUGGAACACUGUCGCCAUUGGCGGGACAUUGUCAUUGCUCUCCCAAUACACCAAUCUUUUCAAUGUGAACGUCUCGUCCGUGGAGUCGUUCCUCUUUUCCUCGUUGAUCAGCGCCGUGGAUCCGGUGGCUGUGAUCACCGUUUUCGAGGAGAUCCAUGUCAACGCCUUCCUGUUCAUCAACGUCUUUGGCGAGGCCCUCUUCAACGACGGGAUCGCCGCGGUUCUCUUCCAAAUCUUCAACAAAAUGACGACGGUUGGCACCGCCAACCUCAAUGCUCAACAUUUUGCCGUGUUUGGCUCCUCAUUUUUUGCUGUCGCUCUUGGCGGAGCAUUGAUUGGCGUUAUUUUUGCAUUUGUCAUCGCGCUGGCCACGAAAUGCACUCAACGCGUGAGGGUGGUGGGCCCGGUAUUCGUGUUUGUCAUACCGUAUAUCUCGUAUUUGGUGGCCGAGAUGACGGGAUUCUCGGCGAUUUUGGCGUAA